CAUUUUUAUUUGACAGUUGUAACUUUUGCUAACCCACGGUCAAAAUAAAAAUAAAUUUUGAAAAAUGAUGUUAUCCUCCAAAGUUUUUCGUUUAAUUCACGACAUCCGCUUUACUAUUCCAAUAAUUUCACAUACAAAAUAUUUCCAUCAUGAAUUCAAAAAUCCCGAACCAUUGAAACCAAAAGAUGACACCAAACAAAAAGUACCCUCGGACGUGCGACACAAAUACAAAGUUUUCCGCGAUGAAGAUUCUCCAGAGAUUUUCGAUGUUGAAGAGGAAAAGGAACGUUAUCAUAUUGAAGAUGAACCUGAAUUAGAUACUAGUGAAGAAUUCCUAGGGCUCAAUUUAAAACAUGGAGUUCAUGGUGUCUUUGAUGUCGAAGACCUUGUUGACGUUCUACGAUUGGAAAAUGCCGAAGAUAUCUUUGUUUGUAGUGUUCCCAAGGAAUACAAGUAUGUUGACUACAUGGUAGUGGUCACGGGAAGAAGUUACCGCCAUAUGUUGGCCACAGCCGAGUUCGUUCGACGUGUAUUCAAAAAGAAAUGUUUCGCAGGUGAAAAUCUGCCUAAAAUUGAAGGCGAAAAGAGCCGAGAUUGGAUGGCAAUGGAUUUGGGUAAUAUAGCUCUUCACAUCUUCUCAGCACAAGCUCGAGAGCACUACGAUCUAGAAUCGCUGUGGAGCAUUGGAUCUCAAUACGACAAAGAAUCCAAUAAACCACAAGAUCCUUUAAUCGAGUUGUUUGAAAAACACUCGAAUCUGCUUAACAAUUUGAAACCUUAAUCAAUAAAUAUUUGUUUUUCGUUUAUUAAAUAAAAAAAUGUAUUUUUCAGUCAAAA
Episyrphus balteatus (marmalade hoverfly) is the source of this 837-nucleotide messenger RNA. RefSeq names its product mitochondrial assembly of ribosomal large subunit protein 1 (gene RsfS312). Gene Ontology annotation, molecular function: ribosomal large subunit binding. Bases 65 to 781 code for a protein of 238 amino acids. The record is from RefSeq and is a predicted model, not a curated record. Lineage: Eukaryota; Metazoa; Arthropoda; Insecta; Diptera; Syrphidae. Gene Ontology annotation, cellular component: mitochondrion. The transcript has 2 exons. Gene Ontology annotation, biological process: negative regulation of translation; negative regulation of ribosome biogenesis.